Messenger RNA from Paramuricea clavata, 3496 nucleotides. The record is from the annotation of a GenBank genome assembly. NCBI's taxonomy places the organism in Eukaryota, Metazoa, Cnidaria, Anthozoa, Malacalcyonacea, Plexauridae.
UCUGUUUGUAACAGACAUAAUCAGAAUAUCUUGGACUCUUCAUUUGGUACAACUACAGGGAAUGCACUAUUCAGUAGUCAGUGAAUUAAUCUUUUCAGGUAAGUAUUGCUGAUUUAUAAUUGCUGAAUUUCAUGCAGCUUUCAAGUCCUUCAAGGGUCAACAAUAGUGUUAAUCGUUAGACUAGCUGUUGGAGCCUAAAUUAUGUGCUCAAAUAUUUUACUGUCGCUGCUUGCUAUAUAUAGGCUAUGUUUUCCGUAGAUUUUUGUUUUGUCAAAUUGAAGGAUGAAUAUAACUGAAAUUUGUAUAACUUGGGAAUUUUCUGAUUCUAUUUCACAUAUAGUCUUAUAGCUACAUAUAUUCUUAUACAGAAAUACAAAACAAUGGAAACUCCGAAGAAAUUCAAAUUUUUAAUUCAACGUUUCGACUACUGUUGAGUCAUCAUCAGGAAUUAUGAAAGCUACUAAAAUGUUACAAGUUAUAUUAUAAGUAUGGGUGUGCAUGAUAUAAGAUGAUCGCGGCUAAUCUGUCAACAAGUUCUAAUUAAAGAUAACAAGUUCUUUUGACGCUAAAGUCCCAUGGUUUAAUUCACGAUGCUGUCUGUGGAUAUAUAAAGCUUUUUUAUAUAGAAGAAGCGACCAGUUCAUAGAUUUAUCAAUAAUUACAGUAUUGUUAAGAACAAUUUGAGGUAGUAGUUCUAGGUUGUUAAAAGGUAAAACUAAUAGUGGAUUUAAAUUAUAAAAGUGUUCACACGAAUUAAUAUGUCUAAAAAUCUCAGAGUCUUUCGAAUCAGAAUGUUCCAUUAAGCUAGUGAUAAGGCAUCUAUCUGUUUUGCCAACAUAAGAAUGUGAGCAGCAGGGACAACAUAUCAAUUCGUGUGAACACUUUUAUAAUUUAAAUCCACUAUUAGUUCUAUCUUUUAACAACCUAGAACUAGGCCUACUACCUCAAAUUGUUCUUAACAAUACUGUAAUUAUUGAUAAAUCUAUGAUAAUCAAUACUGUAAUUCUACUAUAUAAAGAAGCUUUACAUAUCCACAGACAGCAUCCUGACUUAAACCAUGGGACUAAAGCGUCAAAAGAACUUGUUAUCUUUAAUUAGAACUUGUUGACAGAUUAGAUCAUCUUAUAUCGCACCUGUACUUAUUAAAACUUGUAAAAUUUUAGUAGCUUUCAAAUAUCCUGAUGAUGACUCAACAGUAGUCGAAACGUUGAAUUAAAAAUAUGAAUUUAUUCGGAGUUUCCAUUGUUUUGUAUUUUAUAUUAGAAUACUCAGUGGUUAUCGAAAAUUUCUUAUACAGACUGACCUAACUUUACACCAACUUAUAUUUAGUGCAGUUGCAUUCUCAAAUUUUGUUCAUCAGCAUUAAAUUUUACGCAACAAAAUAUAGUUUAAAAUAGGUAUUAGAAAGCUAACGUUUCGUCUUUAACUUAAGACAUCUUCAGAGCAAUGACAUACAAAGCGCAAGACAUAGAAAUAUGAAUAAAUUACAACUAUAUUUAAAAGAUAUUAUAUUACAAAAGUAGAAAAAGGAGUGGAUCAGACGGUACCUUUUGGCAGCUAGAAACGCAUAUAGGUUCAGGCAUAAUCAGCAAUAUGAUACCUUACUUCCCAUCAUCCCCUGCAGGCAUAAACUGAAAGCUGGAAUUGCCUAUAGGGUGCGGGCGAUGCAUAAUAAAGAAACAUGAUAUUAUACAGUCAGCAUUAUGAUUAAAAUAAAUAAUUGGUUUUUGCAUAGAAAUCGUAAUCAAAAAAGAGAAUGAAGACCACAAUCUUCCUCGUUGCCUUUGUGGUGUUAGCCAUACCCGCAACAAUUGAAGCCCUCAGUUGUCUUCGCUGUGAAGAAGUAACAUGCACUCCGGCAAACAAACUAAAGUGCAAAGGUGGACUCACACGAAGUAUAUGUGGCUGUUGUGACGUGUGCGCCAAAGUCGGAGGGGAGAAAUGUGGUGGACUUUGGAACAUGCAUGGAACAUGUGAUAGUGGUUUGAAGUGUUAUAAGGGGCGAAAGGUUAUCAUUUCUUAUGGAGUUGGAGUAUGUAUAUCCAAGUAAGUAUGUUUUGUAUGUAGCAGAUGUUGUCCAAACGAACAAUUUGUAUCAUGACAAUUGCGAGCAGAAUUAUCAAAUUAAGUUUGUACACUGUGGGUAUAAUAGUAUCUGAAUGAUUUCUAGUGAAACCUAAACAAAGAUUAUAAAAAAUACAAAGAGAAAAAAGACCAACCGCAUGAAAAGUUUUAGAAUGUAUCUCAUUAUUAAUAUAAUUCACUCAUGCAGAAAACACUUAGCAAAACAAAAAAUGAAAUUGGCUUUCACUAUUUGCCGUAGUUUUCAUAUAAAAGCUGUUUUAACAAGUUAUGCAUCGUGUGUUUGAAGUCGUUUUUAAAUGCAUGUAGAAAUGAAAUAUUUCAAACAUUCAGGCAGCUAAUAAGCAUAUUAAUUAUUAAUCUCGGCUAUAUGUAUAAUAUUAAUUAACAUAGCCUGAGUACCAGGUUCUAUUUUACAAACAGAGGCCGACACAAGCUUUUAAUUAGGUUAGCCUCCGCCGACAGGGAAGUAUAUGUAGGCUAUUUUAGUAUUCAAUCAAAAUACCUUAAGAGGAAUGACAAUUUUACACAACAACAACAUUUACGGUCGAAUUAAUUAUAGUUAAAACUACUAAAUAAUAUCAUGCGGAACAAUAUUAUAACUUAUUUAGUACCAUAUAUAACCAAUAAAAAAUAGAUUACAUUUUUUUGUCUGAUAGACUAAUCACGUGAAAAGCAAUAUUUUGGCUUUUUUACAUGAGGACAGAUAUUUGUGUCAGGCCCUCUUUUCUCUUCCCUCCAUGCGCAUUUAAGGAAGAGAAAAUAGAGUUUGAUAUUAAGGCUUACAAGCAUAAUCACUGAAGAGUAGUUUCGUACGCGGUCAAUAAAAUUGCAUAUGGAUUCUUUCAUUUUAUAGUGAACGAUCUUAAAAGUGGAAACUACGCCAAGAAUAUACCUGCCACAGCCAGCUGUUUUAUUAUUAUCUGUUAUAUCGUAUUAUUAAUCUAGUUGUACUUUGUAUAGUUUCAUAGUCUGUCAAGAUAUGAUGGUCUGGAAGCCAGGCAAAUGUCAAAGCUACAAACUAGAAGACUUUGUUUGAUGUUGAACUUUACCUCUUCGUGCACAAAUUCUUUGUCUCAACUUCAUUAAAUAUUGUUCAUCAUGCACAGUUGCACGUUUCAUCUCAGCUAUUCCUAUUGGACUAUUAGUCGAAUUGUAUGAAAAUACAAUGAAUUAACAUCAAUUCAGACAAAAACAUAACACAGUGAAUUUUGUUUACUAUCCAGCUAGGCCAUCAUAUCUUGAUACAGACUAAUUGAAUACUUUGAAGUUGCCCAGAUCUAUGUAUACAAUAAUACAUAAAGAUGCAUGUCAGUUAUAAUUGUAUUAGAUGACAAAAGUCAAAAGUCGACAAAUACAUUUUUCUUAAAAAUCCUCAGGUUAUUUCAAUAUAUCACAGGCACAGUUCAACCAC